This is a messenger RNA of Nicotiana tabacum (common tobacco), 3985 nucleotides long. The record is from RefSeq and is a predicted model, not a curated record. NCBI's taxonomy places the organism in Eukaryota, Viridiplantae, Streptophyta, Magnoliopsida, Solanales, Solanaceae.
AGAAUUUUACCCGCAAAGCUCGGAAGAACAAAACCCACCUUCACACUGAACUUUACUUCCAAAAUUACAUUUUUCUCACUUCCAACUUCCAAGACUCCACCUUUCAACUCUUUCACCUUCACCUAAUGUUCAAUUCAAAAUUAAAUUAAGUGAUAAAUUAAAUUGUAAUUUCACCUGCACCCUCAAAGCUUCAAUGCUCUUAACUCUCAGAAGAACCAAACCCAACUUCACUCUGCACUUUGCUUCCAAGAUUAAACCUUUUUCACUUCCAAAACUCCGCCUUUCAACCCUUUCACAAUCAGAAAUCAAGAACCUCAUUUUCUCCAAUUAUAACCAUGGAAAAUUUCACAACCUCCUCAAAAACAUCAUCUCUUUACCCUCUUUCCUCCUCUCAGCUUGCCAUAAUCUCAAACCCCCAAAUGAUAAUUACAAUACUACCCCUCAACUCACUCUUGAUUCUGUUUCAACCCAUUUUUUCUCACUUCAAGAACUCUCUUUUCAGCUCUCUACAAACCAAUUUGACAUCAAAGAUUGCAGCUUUAUCAUAGGUAAAUCACUUGUGCUUCCUAAUUUAAAGCUUAAAGUAGUUAUUGAAGCUAUUAGAAUGGUUCUUGAAGUUAUAUAUGAUGAUAGGUUUGUGACUUUCUGUUAUGGUGGACGUGUUAAUAUGGGCCGACACACCGCCAUUCGUUACCUUAAGAACUCUGUUGAGAACCCCACUUGGUGGUUUACUGUUAAUUUGAAUCCUGCAAAGUUUGAAAGUAAGCAUGUUGUUAGGUUGUGUAGGGUUAUGGAAGAGAAAAUCGAUGAUGAUGCUUUGAUUUAUUUGAUAAAAAGGUUGUUUGAAUGUGAAAUAGUGAGUAUUCGAUUGGGUGGCUGUUAUUUAGGUAGAGGGUUUCCUCAAGAAUGUGGGUUGAGUUCAAUUUUGAUUAACAUUUACUUUGAUAGUUUUGAUAAGGAGAUUCAAGAUUUGAGGCUUAAAACGAGUAGGGAGAAUCCGAGAGUUGAUGCUAAUGAACUUGAUGAGGGAUAUCGGGGGCAUGCUUUUUAUAAGCCGUUGAAGAUAUAUACGGUUAGAUAUUUGGAUGAGAUAUUGGUUAUCACGUCGGGAACGAAGAUGAUGACUAUGGAUUUGAAGAGUAGGCUUGUUCAAAUUCUUGAGAAAGAUAUGGAAUUCGGUAUUGAUAAGGUUAGAACUGUUAUUCAUAGUGCUACUUCUGAGAAGAUAGAAUUUUUGGGAAUGGAGCUUCGGGCAGUUACACCGUCUGUGUUGCACCCACCGAUGUCACAAAAGGCGAUUAGGGCGAGGAAGAAGUACCUCCGACAGAAAGAAGUUAGAGCUAUGGAGUUGAGAAAUGCUAAAGAGACUAAUAGGAAGAAAUUGGGAAUGAAGAUAUUCAGUCAUGUAUUUAAGAAGUUGAAGCGUGGUAAUGGUUUCAAAUCUGAUUUCCCGAUUGAGAAUGAAGUGAACCAAAUUUUUGAUUCUUGGGCUGAAGAGGUCAUACAAGACUUUUUGGAAUCUGUCGAUGAGCGUUGGGAAUGGCACCGGAUGCUCUCAGCUGGUGACUUCCUCUCUUUGAAAAGAAUCAGAGAUCAGCUGCCGCGAGAACUAGUGGAUUCUUAUGACAACUUUCAAGAGCAAGUUGACAGGUAUGUAAAUCCUGUCAAAGCAAAAAGGGUAUUAGAGGAACAAGUAAAGAAAGCAGAGGAAGAAGAGGAAAGGAAAUACUCUGAUCAGACGGUUGCAGAUCUGACAAAGUUAUGCAUAAAAGUUGAGGCACCAUUAGAAAUUGUUAGGAAAGCAGUCAAGCUGGUCGGAUUCACAAAUCAUAUGGGCCGUCCUAGGCCGAUUAGUUUACUUAUGGCACUUGAAGAUAUUGAUAUUAUCAAGUGGUAUGCCGGUAUAGGGAGAAGGUGGCUUGAUUUCUUUUGCUGCUGCCACAACUUCAAAAAGUUGAAGAUUGUAGUAUCUUAUCAUUUGAGAUUCUCGUGCAUCUUGACUUUAGCAGAGAAGCAUGAAUCCACGAAGCGGGAGGCAAUCAGACAUUACACCAAAGAUCUGAAAGUUUCAAAUAUUAAUGGGGUUGAAGAAGUGUAUUUUCCGACAGAAAGGGAAGUCAAAAUGAUGGGAGAUAAUGAUCUUAUUGAUCCAAAGCCUGUUGAUGUUUCUCUGGGGAUGGCAUUGAUUAGAUUAGCUUCUGAUGAGCCCUCUUACCGAUGUGCUGCUCAUUUUUGCGACAGAAGAGAUACAAUUGUUUACCGGAUUAGGUUACUUCAGAAUCUUCUUAAUUUGGAUCCAUCGGAUAGAAGUAAGUGGGUUCCAGGAAUGGGUGCUAUACAUGAGAGUUUGAACAAGAGAUGCAUCCCUUUAUGCUCUAACCAUAUUAGUGACUUGUACUUAGGUAGACUAACUUUGCAAGACACUGAUUAUACUUCUCUAUUGCAUGUGGAUUAGCUGAUGUCCGACAUUAUUGCCGGAGUGGCAUCAAGAAUGCUGUAAACUACAAUUUUCAUACAAUGAGAAUACACCCACUAAGUCAAAGAGGUAUGGUUGAUUACAUGUUUUACUUCAUAUAUUUCCGUGAUGAUAAGUUUGUUAUCUACCUAAUCUGCUCAAUCUUGUUAAUCAUGCUUUAAAGUUGGAAGAAAUUUUGAAUAUAAAAAGAAGUCACCACUAUACAGGUACCAUAGGUGCUUAGGUAUCAGUCACAUCAUUGAGGUUUUUCUUCAAGAGUUGAGUACAUAGUUAACUGUUCAUCGGUAAAGAAGGAAAUGGCUUGAUUAUGCUUCUUGCACUCAGAAUUUGAAACACUAAAUAUUUGCUAUAAAUAUAAUCACUUGUUCUAUAUAAAAAGAAACAUGUGGUGGCUUGUAAUAACAAUGUUCUCGUAAUUGGCUUGAUAAGAAAGCAUAAUUUCGAAAACAUGAUUCCAGCUAUACGUCAACACAAGCAUAUCUUCCUACUAAAAGAAAUGUCAAGAUGAUGUGAGCUGGUACUUACAGAUUUACAGCCUUUGAUCCAUUCAUUGAUUAGACAAAGUUCGACUAUUUAUCUUAUCUCUGCUCUAUUUCUGUGAUAGAAGGACAAUGACUGUUCAGUGAUUAGGAGUUGAUGAAAAGAAAAACAUUUUCGUUCUAUUUUGUCAGUAACUCAGUUGAUGAGGAGGUGUGGUUCUGAAGAUGUGAUAGCUAUCUUGGAAUUUGAAUUUCAAGGCUUAACUCUUUUCUUUUUUGUUUGAAUCUUCAUGUUAAAUCUGGUCUUCUGGUGUUUCUAUUUGUUAAUGAUCUUAGAAUAAAAAGUUCUGUUUUAAGUUACUUUUGUGUAGGUACAUCUUUAUUUCUUUCAUCUUUUAUUUAGAGUUAGAUGGGUCAGUAUUGUGAAAAUAUGACAUAUUUGAAGUUUGGAUGCAAAGCCUCUUCUCCAGUAUGACAUAUUUGGAAAUUAGCUUUCAAAGCACCCUCCUCUUGCUGGCUGAAAGAGUAUAUUGAUCAUGAUCAUCCUUAGUGCCCUUUGUGGAUAUCUCAUAUACGCCACGGUUAUUGUGUCUCUCAUGUUUUUUCUCUCUCUCAUCUAUGGAAAGAGGGAACGAUACAUGGCGUGGUAAUACCUGAUCAUCUGAACUGCAAUUCGAGUUGCAUUUAGUUUGCAAGUCAGCGUCGAUAAGGACCCUCCCUCUCUGCCUUGCUUUUGGAUCUUGAGUUGAUCUUAUGCUCUAUGAUAGAAGAAAAAGAGUGAGUCCCAUACUCUUUCUAUUCCUCUUACUAUGUCUCUGUGUUUUCACUUCAUAUUGAAGUAUCUUGUAAUCACAUAUUCUUAUGGAGUGUAUCUCUGUGUAUGUGUCUAGUGUGUGCCUUGUGAAUGUAGGUGAAACUUUUUUUUUGCGCUUAAGGGUGGGGCCUAGUGAUCAAUAAAAUUGGGUUUAAAACCAUGAGAUCCUAGGUUCAAUCCCCAGCGUAGACAAAAUACACUCGGUGACUUCCCUUA